GGCCUUAUAAAACUGCAUGAUCAAUUUCUACGCACUAAAUGCACAAUUACCUGACUCCAGACAGUCACUUAAAAAAGAAGACCUCCGACGGGCUUUGACUAUAAAAGAUUUUUUUUUUUUGGCUAGAGCUUUUACCUUGAACCUGCCAAACAUAGAGUAAAAUAGCACUGCCUCUUCGUUCAUUAUGGCCACCAACAAGUUGAAUACCUUAACUGUCAACUUCGCUAGUGCACCUUAUCAACGUGCUUUUACUACUAGUACCAGUCCUGUUGUAUUGUUUACUGUUCUCGAUCAUUUUUUACGUCGUGAUGAAAGUCAAAAGUUUGUAAUUGGUGCACUUUUGGGUGUUCGUAGUCAAGAUGCUACUGAAAUUGAGAUCAGAAAUGCUCUUCCCUUAGUCAGCACACCACCAAGGAGUAAAGAGGAGAACAAUAGUAGCAGCAUCAUUAAAGAUGAAAUCAAAAUGGAUAGAGAGCAUUUCCGUACCCUGUAUGAAUUGCAUCAACGAGUCAACCCAGACGAAACCAUUCUCGGCUGGUAUACUGCUGGUCCUGAAGUGACACCUACCGCCGCGCCCAUUCAAUCUUUCUUUGCCGAAGAUGUUUCGCCUUUCCAACCUAUUCAGCUUACUGUUGAUACUGAAGCACUCUUUAAAUCUUCUGAUAUGGGACUUCGUGCAUAUGCUAGUGCUCCUGUUGGCUUUAGUAAGGCAGGAGAUUGUAUGUUCUUGCCUGUCCCUUGUGAUGUUAAAUAUCUUGAUGCCGAGCGAAGUGGAUUGGACAUUCUUGCCUCUGCCAAAUCUGAGGAAACCCGUACUGCUUCUUUAAUUUCAGAUAUGGAUCAUCUUGAAUUGGCUAUUAAUAAGCUUCAAGAAAUGCUCGAAAGAAUCACAAAAUAUGUCGACAAUGUCCUUGAAGGAAAUGUCGAACCCAACAAUGCUAUUGGCAGAUAUAUUAUGGACACAGUUUCUGUUGUUCCCAAGAUUGAUAGUACAGCAUUUGAAAAGAUGUUCAACUCUCACUUACAGGAUCUUUUAAUGGUUGUUUAUCUCGCAAAUAUGACACGUACUCAACUCUCAGUUGCGGAGCGUUUACAAUUGUUGGUCAAUUAGAAAAGAUUGAAUUUCCUUUUUUUGGAUUAAAACAUGCCCAUUUUCUUUUUUUUCCCUCGUCUCCCUGUUUUGUGCUCUAACAGUCUUCUCUACGUACACCUGUUCCCUUCUUUUUUUUUUUUUCUU
This is a messenger RNA of Mycotypha africana, 1237 nucleotides long. RefSeq names its product maintenance of mitochondrial structure and function-domain-containing protein. Bases 185 to 1111 code for a protein of 308 amino acids. The record is from RefSeq and is a predicted model, not a curated record. Gene Ontology annotation, cellular component: eukaryotic translation initiation factor 3 complex, eIF3m. Gene Ontology annotation, molecular function: translation initiation factor binding; translation initiation factor activity; metallopeptidase activity. Lineage: Eukaryota; Fungi; Mucoromycota; Mucoromycetes; Mucorales; Mycotyphaceae. Gene Ontology annotation, biological process: translational initiation. The transcript is spliced from 5 exons.